This is a messenger RNA of Arabis nemorensis, 1098 nucleotides long. The record is from the annotation of a GenBank genome assembly. Lineage: Eukaryota; Viridiplantae; Streptophyta; Magnoliopsida; Brassicales; Brassicaceae.
AUGAUUGAGAUGGGAAAUUUGAAGGAGGCUUUGAAUUUUAUCUGCUCAUUUGAUUUCUGGAGGAUGGCUUUGUUUUGGAACAUUGCCCUUCUUUUUUCUUACUUUCAAUUGCUUAAAAGAAGAAUCUUUGGCUCGAAAUCAAGUUCCUCUUCUUCAUCUAAUCAUUCAUGGAAUAGUUCACAUAGACCUAUCUGUGUUAUCACUGGUGCUACUUCAGGACUUGGUAAGGCCACUGCGUUUGCUCUUUCAAGGAAGGGUUUCUACGUUGUUCUUGUUGGACGGUCCUCUCACUUGUUAUCAAAGACCUUGAAGGAAAUUAAGAAGCAGAAUGAGGAUGCCCAACUCAAAGCUUUUGAAGUUGACAUGUCGUCUUUUCAAUCAGUUUUGAAGUUUCGAAACUCGCUAGAACAAUGGCUUUUAGAAUCAGGUUUACAUUCUUCUAUCCAACUGUUGAUGAACAAUGCUGGAAUACUAGCAACAUCGAGUCGGCCAACCGUUGAAGGCUUUGACCGGAUGAUUGCUACAAAUUAUAUUGGUGCAUUCUCUUUGACCAAACUUCUGUUACCGUUCUUGAAAAACAGCCCUGUGCCUUCACGGGUCGUGAAUGUUACAUCGUUUACACAUCGUUCUGCUUUUGCUGCGAGAUUUGACAAGGAUUCUGUCACUGGAAUGUACUCUUCGGGAUCAAAGCAAUAUCCUUGUGCUAGGAUCUAUGAGUAUUCUAAAUUAUGCCUUCUACUUUUCUCGUAUGAGCUCCAUAGACAACUUCGCCUUACGGAUGAUUCACAUCACGUCUCUGUUGUAGCGGUAGAUCCAGGAGCAGUAAAAACAAACAUAAUGCAUGAGCUUCCUUCAUACAUACAAAUCAUAGCGUUUUACGGUCUCAAGAUUUUUAGACUCAUGCAGUCCUCUGAAGAUGCAGCUGAAUUGAUCAUUGACGCUGCUUUAGCGCCACCCGAAGUAUCAGACAAAUAUUUCUUUGGAGGUAAUGGUCGAACCAUCGAAUCUUCAGGAAUUUCCCGCGACCCGAAACUUGCUAAGGAACUAUGGGACACAUCAUGUCUCAUAUUUAACAGAUUGCAGCAAACUCACACUUGA